Messenger RNA from Aplosporella prunicola CBS 121167, 634 nucleotides. RefSeq lists its product as uncharacterized. The transcript has 2 exons. Lineage: Eukaryota; Fungi; Ascomycota; Dothideomycetes; Botryosphaeriales; Aplosporellaceae. The annotation marks the transcript as partial. The record is from RefSeq and is a predicted model, not a curated record. Gene Ontology annotation, cellular component: endoplasmic reticulum; membrane. Gene Ontology annotation, molecular function: protein-macromolecule adaptor activity.
CCUGUGCCAAUCUCAUAAAGUGUCCCAUUUUGCAUCUGCAUCUGCUCCGCGCCCUUGAUGCAACGUUAAGCUCAGGCCAUGCCGUCAACAUCCCCAUCUCACCACCACCGUGCUCUCCUCCGCAACACCUUCCAGCUCCCCCUAGCCUAACCAACUUUACCUGAAUUACCUGAACAAUCCGCCAACCAUGUCGUCACUCCUAGCCUACCUGCCCCAAGACGAGGGUUUCCUGCCCAAGUGGCUCUUCUUCAUCGGCAUAACCGCCGUGGGCAACCUCGUCCAAGCCUACCGCACCCUGCACUUCACGUCGCAAGUGUACCUGCAGCCGACAACGAACAAAACGCCCACGACACCGGGCCUGGCCUUCCCCUCGCAGACGACGGCGCUGCACAGCCGCACCUUCGGCACCUGGACCCUCCUGCAAGGCCUCGUGCGCCUGUACGCCUCGUACAACGUCCACGACGCCCGCUUGUACCAGCUCGCCCUCCUCACCAACCUCGUCGCCCUCUGGCACUUUGGCUCCGAGUGGUGCUGCUUCCGCACUACCAGCUGGAACAAGGGCCUUGCUGGCCCCGUCAUUGUUAGCAUUGGCACGAGCAUCUGGAUGGUCCUGCAGUAUGGCGCCUAUGUGCAG